AUCUCUUCCUUUAAAGUCUUGCUGACCCUUCUUAUCCUGACCAGAAUAAAGUCCAUAUCAUGGACGUCUAUACUACCAGGAGAGUUGCCGUAUCGGUUGCGGUUAUCGCCACUGCAGUAUUAGUUGUCCGGACUCUUGCUUCUUCAGCCACAGAAAAUUCUGGUACUGGUCGAGCUUCGAAGCGAAAAAGCAACAAAGCGAGGGCAACAAGGACAAAAAAUGUAGCUGAGUUUUCACCCCAGUAUGUCACAGGUCUAGUCAACGUUGGGAACACCUGCUUUAUGAAUGCGGUUGUUCAGGCAUUAGCGUCUUUACCAUCAUUAAGAACCUAUCUUGAAGCGCGGAAGGACAUGGGACAUGCGGAAGAUUCAAUAACACUGGCACUUUGGGAGACUGUUGACUUACUUAACACGAUGCACAGGCACCCAACGGUAAAACGGCUCAUUAGGAUGGUGAACACUGUCAAAUCAAAGGCUGCACAUGUCCUGACAAGUCAGCAGCAGGUAUUGCUUUUAUACACCAUCAAAUACUUCGAUAGCUUCCAGUGCAUUUUAAAACUUGACCAGUCACUCGUUGGAAAUUAACCUGAAAAGAGCAUUGAUUAUAUGACAAAGGAUGCGCAAGAGCUAUUUCAAAUAUUAUCGUCUCAGCUAUCCGAAGAAAGAGAAAAGCUAGAUCACUUGGGAACCCUUUCU
This is a messenger RNA of Lobosporangium transversale, 695 nucleotides long. RefSeq lists its product as hypothetical. The record is from RefSeq and is a predicted model, not a curated record. Gene Ontology annotation, molecular function: cysteine-type deubiquitinase activity. The transcript has 4 exons. The coding region runs from base 60 to 584 and encodes 174 amino acids. Gene Ontology annotation, biological process: protein deubiquitination. Lineage: Eukaryota; Fungi; Mortierellomycota; Mortierellomycetes; Mortierellales; Mortierellaceae.